Molecule: messenger RNA, 1665 nt
Organism: Sorghum bicolor (sorghum)
Lineage: Eukaryota; Viridiplantae; Streptophyta; Magnoliopsida; Poales; Poaceae
Product: plant UBX domain-containing protein 10
Exons: 4
Coding region: 337-1560 (407 amino acids)
Cellular component (GO): endoplasmic reticulum
Molecular function (GO): ubiquitin binding
Source: RefSeq, a predicted model, not a curated record
ACACAAUUCCUCACUAGUAUUCUGUUCAAACUCGAAAAGCAGCAACACCACCAACACGUCUGGCAAGAGAACCCGAUGUUCUUUGCAUCAGAGGCCAAGACAUAAAGCUCCCAAAGCAUCCCAAUUUCCCUCCUCUUUAUUUCACCCGAGGCUUUAACAAAAGAGCAAAGCAUAAUCCAUUCCUUAGCCCAGUGCCGCCGACUGCCUGCCGUGGCCGCCGCCCAUUCAUCAGUCCCUUCCAACUAGUUGCAAGAACAAAUGCGAACGAUGCAGAUACCCACCCACCUCACCUGACCGAUCGCAAAAGGCCGGCGGGCAUCGCUGAAGAACCCAGCCAUGUCGUCGUCGUCGUCGUCAGGUCCGGCGAGAGGGAGCAGCGCUAGCGCGGGCGAGAGCCUCCGGAACUCGUGCAACGACUUCGCCCGGACCCUGGCGCGGCUGCCGGCGAGUAUCAUGGAGGGGCUGUCGAGGUCCAUCCCGCGCCGCGGCGCCACGAGGAGGAGCAGCGGCCACCCCUCGGCACUUCCCCAUCACCUGCGGCCACCGCAGCAGCAACAGCUUCCGCUGCCUCCGUUCGUCCCCGAGGAGCUCUUGUUCUUCAGCGUGUUCGAGCAGCAGUACGGCGGCCACCACCCGUUCUUCUACGGGUGCCGCUUCGCCGACGCGCUGCGGGCCGCGCGGAGGGAGGGCAAGCUCGUCUUCGUGUACCUCCACGACCCGGGCCACCCUUACACGGAGCCCUUCUGCCGGAGGACGCUCUGCGCCGACGUCGUGGUGGAGUUCCUCGACGCCAACUUCGUGUCCUGGGGCGCCGUCACCGGCACCGGGGAGGGCCCCGGCAUGGUGGCCUCGCUGCAGCCAGGCAGUUUCCCGUUCUGCGCCGUCGUUGCUCCCGUCUCCGACGAAAGCAUCGCGGUCCUGCAACAGGUGGAGGGGCCAGUCUCACCAUCAGAGCUGGUGGAGAUCUUGCAGCGCACCAUCGACGAGCAGGGCGCGGCUUUCGGAUCCUCCAGGCCUGUCGAGCAAGCUGCAGCUCCCAGAUCCUCCAGAUUGGCUGAGGAAGAAGAGAGGAGGUGGAGAUCGGCGCAGCGGCUACGACAAGAACAGGACGUUGCUUACAUGGAGUCCCUUCGGAAGGACCAGGAGAAAGAAAGAUCCCGAAAGAGUCAGCAAGAGGGAGCUUCCAUUGCCAGGCCGAGAGCAGGUAACGAGCUUCGCCCAAGACGUGCAGGCCAGGCACCAAGAGAACCUACCAAGACGACGACUCAGAUCAGAGCAUCCCCUCACAAGGAAACUGCUCCUUCACACAGAACUGAACCAAACACCAAGAUCAUGGUAAGAUUUCCCAACGGUGAGAGAAGGCAGCAGAGCUUCCAUCACACGGACACCAUCAGAGAGGUCUACAGGUAUGUGGACUCCCAGAACAUACCAGGAAUUGGAAGCUAUCAGCUCGUGCGAAGCUACCCGAGGAAGACCUACGGUCAGCAGCAGCUGGGGAUGACUCUAGGAGAUGCAGGUUUCUAUCCGAGUGUGACAUUGUACAUUGAGCAGCUCCAGUGAUUAUACAUACAUGAUGUAAUUGUGAAACCGACAUAAACUUCAAGCAAAUGAUGCAAUGAGUAUAUCUGGAGAUGUGUGCCAGAAAUUUAGACAAAUGUCUGUGUA